UUGUUAACAUUCAAACAUCAGAAUCUAAGCAGACAAAGCACUCAAACAGAAAACAUUUUGAGAAAAAACUUGGUUGUGUGUGGUUUCUCAUGUCGUCUGGUCGUAGUAACUCCACUAACAAUGCGCGAAAUGAUGGUCAAGCUGGUAUACCAUCUGCCUACAGAGGAGUUCGGAAGAGAAAAUGGGGCAAAUGGGUGUCUGAAAUCCGCGAACCGGGGACCACGAACCGUAUCUGGUUAGGCAGCUUCGAGACUCCUGAAAUGGCUGCAACCGCCUAUGACGUUGCAGCAUUCCAUUUCAGGGGACAAGGGGCUCGUCUCAACUUCCCCGAGCUCGUCAACAGCCUGCCACGUCCUGCAGACUCUAGCGCAGACAGCGUUCGCAUGGCAGCUCAUCAGGCAGCACUCUACCUCAGAACAGAGCCAGUAGAGUCAGCCAUGCAAGUGGACACCUCAAGCUCCUCCAACGUAGGUACAACGAUGGUGAGACUCUCGCCCAGAGAAAUUCAAGCGAUCAACGAGUCAACUUUGGGAUCUCCUACCAUGUUGAUGCAUUCAUCAUAUGAUGACCCAAUGGGGUUUGACAAUGAUGUGGGGAUGAAUGUGUGGGAUGCAUACCAGACUGACUCUCUUUGGGACCCCUAAUGCCAAACUGAGGGAGAGUUUCUACAUCUUAAUAUAAUACCAGGUUAAGUCAAUGGCCUAGAAUGCUUAAUUACUAGGGUUUGGUUUACCGUUAUAGCAAAGAAUAAAGUUCAUGUGAGUCUUGGAGGGAAAGGCACUUGCACUCUUCUAAAGGAACAGAUGAGCUUGAUGGGUCCCAGAUAAUGGACCUCUUUACAAUUAUUUUAAAGAUUAUUUGUACUAGUAGACACACAGCUUCUAUUUUAGGCUUCCUCUAUUUUACAAGCUGUGUAAGAAAUUGCGAGGUGUGACUUAUUUUUUAUUUUUUUUCCUAUUGUUUGUAACCUCAUCUGCUUAUGUAAUUCCAUAUGAAAACUAUAAGAUUUUUUUAAAAAUUUUAACAAGCCUUUUGCCUUCUCUUGACUUUCUUUCCUAAACAAACCAUUGACUAAUAUUUAGGUAAAUCUACAUUUUAUAGAGCAAGAUUCUUUACAAGUUGAUCCAGUUCAAUGUAGAUCUUCCAUUUUUCAGGAACCAAAACCAGUAUAUCCUAUAAAUGCAAGCUAUUGCAGACAAGAAAACAGAAUAUACUUUUAAGCAUUCUUCAAGCAACUUACUUGAUGCUUUUGACAUAUAAUGGCGGUCCAUGUCAGAGAGCCCAACAACAGUACCGAAAGAGAGAUUAACACUUCUGAGAUCUCCACAUUGUCCAUACAUAUUUGAUGAUUCUUGAAGAAACAAAAGGGAUCGACUCGAAAUCCUUUUACAGAAUGCGCACAUGAAUCUCAUUCCCCAGCUUCAAAGCUUUAAAUCACUGCAGAUAGUCAAAACCCUACCCACUGUAACAGAAUCUGGCCUGUUUGUUUUCCACAUAGCAGUCAAUCAUGGCGGUUCAUGCUUUAACAUUACUCCGCUCCAACCAACCUGUCAAACAGUCUGACAGGAUACUCCGGAACACCGCACUUUGAGUACAUCACCAUCAAGGAAGUGACUAAUCAUACAUUUGGCAAGAAAAGAUUCCUUAAAGCAUAACAAUUAAUCUCUUUUCCCUGCUUUAUAUCCCUCAGCUCUGAACAAACAGGAAGAACUGUUGUAAACAUUUCAGUUAGUAGUUUCGUCGAACACCUUCUGUGCGUCUUAUCAAACCGCGCGAAGUGUACAAAAGAACGAGUUUUGACCCAAAGAAGUCGUUUUUCUCUAACCCAUUGAUGCGGAUAUGAACAUGUACGGGAGACAAGCGGAAGAGAAGAAGGGAAAAGCAUCUCUCUCCCUGAAAGGUUUGGGCUUUUUGGCUGGAAAAGGUGAAGGGCGUCUACUUCUGCUAGGUUUAGCCGGAGAUUUCGCCGGAGCUCUGCUUUGAGGGGAGAUGAGGACGGUGGUUGGAGCUCGACGUCACUGGAAGAGACGUAGGAAUCGAGACGACACUGCUUACAUGGUGACUGACACUCACCAGUCACCACUUGAUUAAGCUAAGGUCGUUACUCGUUAGCAGUUACCCUGGUACUUGUUGACAUUUGAAGAUAAAAUAGAUUUAGGCUCUAAAGAGCUUAUUGAAAGACUAAUAGCUCAUAGAGCUUUAUUGAAUGAUAAAGAAACUAUAGAGAGGAAACUUGAGAGUUGUCACCAAGAGCUAACAAGAUAGAUUGAUAUCAUAAAAAGGGUUUAAUGUGGCUGCAACUAUGGCAACCAAAGUUACAUACUAGCAAUCACUCUAAUGACAUAUAUAGUGGUUUAUAAAACCCUAGUUACAUAGUUACAUAAGCUUCUUAAUGGAUCAUAAGAUAGGCUUCAGUGUGGGCUUCAAUAUCCUCCCGCAAACUUGGCAUCGGGUGGUGAAUCAAGCAGCUGAUCCAAGUUUGAAGAUGCAGAUGGAGCUGGCUUUGAAAGGAUCAUGAGUAGUUGAAGGUCUAUAGGAAGUAGGUAGAUGACUAUUCAGCUUGGAGAAUAGACAUAAGUGUGAGAACAUCUUCAGGUUCUUUUGACCUAUUUGUCUCACAACAAGUUGGGGAUUUUUUUUUUUUUAUCCUCCUAACUAGACUAAGCUAUCUCACAGCCAAAGAAAAAUCCAUCCUACAACAGCCCAAAACCUCAACUCUCUGUUUCCUAUCUAUCUGCCACCAAAACUCUUCAUUUUCACAAUCUGUUUUUCUCUUGGACAUUUAACCAAACAUCUUGUGUGCACUCAUCAAAAACAGAAACUUGCUGCCAUUAAUCUCAAACCCACCACUAUCCUAUCGCAAAUUUCCAAACCAAUCCAGUCACAUCACAAUACCUAGCCAGCGAUAUGUUUCCAGUUCCCAAGCUAUCUAUUUUCAGCCUCGAAUGAAAGUACAGAGAUAUUACCCUGAGAAGAAACAUGACAUGUGACUUGGAGAAACCACUGGUUCUGUUUGAAAAGUCAUUAUCCUCUUCAAACAGCUUCACCAAUACACCAACUUUGCUUUACCAAGGCGUGUCUCUUCUUUGACUUCUCUGCUGCCGAAAAGGUCACUUUACCAAGCUUUAGGGAUGGAGAAAGCUUGAUGAUUUCCUGGACAGACUUGCAUAUAACCCACGUUCUGAUGUAGAUAACCCACUUGUAAGCUGAGCUUGAAAAAACCUCGAUCUGGUUGCAUCUGGUCUGGUUUUUCUUUUACUGUCUGAAAGGUGCCAUCUUGAGAUGGAAAGCUUCAACCUUCAACUCAUUUGAUGUAGUAAAGCGCAGAGAGAGGAUAUGUAUAGAUACUGGUGAGAUUAUAAACCCAUGAACCGACUGAAGCUCUGAUACCAUGUUGACAUUUGAAGAUAAAAUAGAUUUAGGCUCUAAAGAGCUUAUUGAAAGACUAAUAGCUCAUAGAGCUUUAUUGAAUGAUAAAGAAACUAUAGAGAGGAAACUUGAGAGUUGUCACCAAGAGCUAACAAGAUAGAUUGAUAUCAUAAAAAGGGUUUAAUGUGGCUGCAACUAUGGCAACCAAAGUUACAUACUAGCAAUCACUCUAAUGACAUAUAUAGUGGUUUAUAAAACCCUAGUUACAUAGUUACAUAAGCUUCUUAAUGGAUCAUAAGAUAGGCUUCAGUGUGGGCUUCAAUAUACCUAUAGCUCCUAUGUGAUCAUUCUUCCACUACUUUUUCCACCAAGCCAUCAUUUGAGGUUCAAACUUGGCUCCGUUGAGAUCCACCUACGCUAAGUUUGCGGGGGAGUAUUGAAGCCCAAAGAAAAGCUCAACCUUAUGAUCCAUUAGAAGCUUUUAGACUAGGGUUAUAGACUCAUAUAUAUAUAUGUUGUUAACAGUUCUGAAGUUGCAACUUUGGCUGCAGUUUGAGCAGCCUCCUUUCUCAUUUUUAUGAAUCAAUCGAAAACUCUUUUAUCU
Messenger RNA from Brassica rapa (field mustard), 3973 nucleotides. RefSeq names its product ethylene-responsive transcription factor ERF021-like. The record is from RefSeq and is a predicted model, not a curated record. Gene Ontology annotation, biological process: regulation of DNA-templated transcription. Gene Ontology annotation, molecular function: DNA-binding transcription factor activity; DNA binding. Lineage: Eukaryota; Viridiplantae; Streptophyta; Magnoliopsida; Brassicales; Brassicaceae.